Molecule: messenger RNA, 4243 nt
Organism: Myotis davidii
Lineage: Eukaryota; Metazoa; Chordata; Mammalia; Chiroptera; Vespertilionidae
Product: protein KIBRA-like
Biological process (GO): regulation of DNA-templated transcription; negative regulation of organ growth; cell migration
Cellular component (GO): cytoplasm
Molecular function (GO): molecular adaptor activity; kinase binding
Source: RefSeq, a predicted model, not a curated record
CCGCUCUUGGGAAGAUGCCCCGGCCGGAGCUGCCCCUGUCGGAGGGCUGGGGAGGCAAGGUCUACUACAUAGAACACACGAGCUGCACCACCAGCUGGAUCGACCCGCGGGACAGGUACACCAAACCGCUCACCUUCGCCGACUGCAUUAGCGAUGAGCUGCCUCUAGGAUGGGAAGAGGCGUAUGACCCACAGGUUGGAGAUUACUUCAUAGACCAGAACACCAAAACCACGCAGAUUGAGGACCCCCGGGUACCAUGGCGGCAGGAGCAGGAGCACACGCUGAAGGAUUACCUGGUGGUGGCCCAGGAGGCCCUGAGUGCACAGAAGGAGAUCUACCAGGUGAAACGGCAGCGUCUGGAGCUUGCACAGCAGGAGUAUCAGCAGCUGCAUGCCGUCUGGGAGCACAAGCUGGGCUCCCAGGUCAGCUUGGUCUCUGGUGCGUCGUCCAGCUCUCAGUAUGACCCUGAGAUCCUGAAAGCUGAAGUUGCCGCUGCAAAAUCCCGGGUCAACGAGCUGAAGAGGGAGAUGGUUCACCUCCAGCAGGAGCUGCAGUUCAAAGAGCAUGGCUUCCGGACCCUGCAGAAAAUCGACAAGAAAAUGUCUGACGCUCAGGGCAGCUACAAACUGGAUGAAGCUCAGGCUGUCUUGAGAGAAACGAAAGCCAUCAAAAAGGCCAUCACCUGUGGAGAAAAGGAAAAGCAAGAUCUCAUUAAGAGCCUUGCAAUCCUUGCAAUGCUGAAGGACGGCUUCUGGACUGACAGAGGGUCCCACUCUGACCUGUGGUCCAGCAGCAGCUCUCUAGAGAGUUCGGGUUUCCCGCUGGCGAAGCAGUACCUGGACAUGAGCUCCCAGACGGACAUCUCGGGGAGUGUCGGCACCAGAAGCCACAAUCAGUUGGCAGAGAAGAUCCGAUUGCGCCUUCGGUACGAAGAGGCUAGGAGGAUCGCCAACCUGAAGAUCCAGCUGGCCACGCUGGACAGUGAGGCCUGGCCUGGAGCGGACUCGGAGAGGGACCGGCUGAUCCUCAUCAGCGAGAAAGAGGAGCUGCUGAAGGAGAUGCGCUUCAUCAGCCCCCGGAAGUGGAUGCAGGGCGAGGUGGAGCCGCUGGAGAUGGCCCGCAAGCGGCUGGAGAAGGACCUGCAGGCAGCCGGGGACACCCAGAGCAAGGCGCUGACCGAGAGGUUGAAGUUAAACAGUAAGAGGAACCAGCUGGUGAGAGAACUGGAGGAAGCCACCCAGCAGGUGGCAGCUCUGCAUUCCCAGCUGAAAAGCCUCUCGAGCAGCAUGCAGUCCCUGUCGUCCGGCAGCAGCCCUGGGUCCCUCACGUCCAGCCCGGCCUCCCUGGCUGCCUCCAGCCUGGACUCCUCCGCCUCCGCCAGCUUCACUGACCUCAACUAUGACCCCUUUGAGCAGCUGGACUCGGAAUUGCGGAGCAAGGUGGAGUUCCUGCUCCUGGAGGGGGCCACGGGCGUCCGGCCCUCGGGCUACAUCACCACCAUCCACGAAGACGAGGUGGCCAAGACCCAGAGGGCUGAGGGGGGCAGCCGCCUGCAGGCCCUGCGCUCCCUGACCGGCACCCCGAAGUCCAUGACUUCUCUGUCUCCACGCUCCUCCCUCUCCUCGCCGUCCCCGCCCUGCUCCCCUCUCAUCGAUGACCCCCUCCUGGCUGGAGACGCCUUCCUGAGCCCCCUGGAGUUUGAAGAUCCGGAGGUGAGUGCCACUCUUUGUGAACUGAGCCUUGGCAGUGGCAGCCGAGAGAGGUACCAGCUGGAGGAACCCGGAAUGGAGGGCAAGCAGCUGGGCCAAGCUGUGAAUACGGCCCAGGGGUGUGGCCUCAAAGUGGCCUGCGUCUCGGCUGCCGUGUCGGAUGAAUCCGUGGCCGGGGACAGUGGCGUGUAUGAGGCUUCCGUGCAGAGACUCGGUGCAUCAUCCGAAGCCCCUGCUUUCGACAGUGAGGAGCCAGACGCGGUGGGAGCAACGCGGGUUCAGGUUGCCCUGCAGUACGACGAGAAGAAUAAGCAGUUUGCAAUAUUAAUCGUCCAGCUGAGUAACCUUUCUGCCCUGUUGCUGCAGCAGGACCAGAAAGUGAACAUCCGUGUGGCCAUCCUUCCCUGCUCCGAAAGCACCACCUGCCUGUUCCGGACGCGGCCUCUGGAGGCCUCGGACGCCCUCGUGUUCAAUGAGGUGUUCUGGGUGUCCAUGUCCUACCCAGCCCUUCACCAGAAGACCUUAAGAGUCGACGUCUGUACCACUGACCAGAGCCAUCCGGAGGACUGCCUGGGAGGCGCCCAGAUCAGCCUGGCUGAGGUGUGCCGGUCUGGGGAGAGGUCGACUCGCUGGUACAACCUCCUGAGCUACAAAUACUUGAAGCAACAGAGCAGGGAACCAAUGGUUCCUAUGAUGGUCUCCUUGGCUGCACUGUCAUCUCCUUACAACUGGGGGCCUAUAAUUCUGUCUCCCUCAACUACUAAACGGGGCUGUCUUCCAAAACUGUCCACACACACGGUUAUUUGCAGGAGAACUGCAGGGAGAAGAGCCAACGUAUUUCCAAUGUAUGUGACCUGGGGGCAAGCUGCUGACCCACUCGGUGCACUGGGAGGGCCACACCCUGAGAAGCUCCGAUUCUUGCCAGGAGGUGCGGUGUCCAGGGUGUGUCAGGGAACCCAUCGGUCUUUGUCUCCACAGGACGCUGUGUCCGCUCUGCUGGAACAGACAGCGGUGGAGCUGGAGAAGAGGCAGGAGGGAAGGAGCAGCACCCAGGACCUGGGAGACAGCUGGAGGUUUGAGGAGGAGACCAGUGACAACGAGACUGCAGCGGAGGAGGGAGAGGAGGAGGUUUUUGCUGAGAAAUCCUCACCAGAUCCAGAAGAGUCCCCGGCGGUAAAGGUGGACAAAGAGACCAACACAGAGACCCCUGCCCCGUCGCCCACAGUGAUGCAGCCCAAGGACCGGUGGGUGGGCACGCCGUCCCCAGCGCCAUUUCUUCGAGGAAGCACCAUCAUCCGCUCCAAGACCUUCUCCCCCGGACCCCAGAGCCAGUACGUGUGCCGGCUGAAUCGGAGUGACAGCGACAGCUCCACGCUGUCCAAGAAGCCACCUUUCGUUCGAAACUCUCUGGAGCGGCGCAGCGUCCGCGUGAAGCGGCCUUCAUCUUUCAAAUCCCUGCGCCACGAGCGCCUGAUGCGCACCUCGCUGGACCUGGAGUUAGACCUGCAGGCCACCCGGACCUGGCACAGCCAGCUGACACAGGAGAUCUCGGUGCUGAGGGAGCUCAAGGAGCAACUCGAACAAGCCCGGAGCCACGGGGAGAAGGAGCUGCCCCCGGGGUUGCGCGAGGACGAGCGCUUCCGCCUGCUGCUGAGGAUGCUGGAGAAGCGGAUGGACCGCGCGGGGCACAAAGGCGAGCUGCAGGCAGACAAGAUGAUGAGGGCGGCCGCCAAGGACGUGCACAGGCUCAGAGGCCAGAGCUGCAAGGAGCCCCCAGAAGUGCAGUCUUUCAGGGAGAAGAUGGCCUUUUUCACGCGGCCGCGGAUGAACAUCCCCACCCUCUCCGCAGACGACGUCUGAGCCCCAGAAAAGUAUUUCCUCUGGUCCGGGGACCCUGCCGUGAGCAGAGACUGCGGCCGCUGUUAUUUAUGUGGUGUUAUAUGAAGGUUCUGCGUCCCACGUCCUCUAGCGCUCCUCUGGUUUGAAGAUGAAGAUUUUUUUUUUUAGUUUGGGUUCUAUUAUUAAAAAAAAAGAAGAAGAAGAAAAUCCAAAAAAAAACAACACACAGCAUUAAAACGACAAGAUUGUAUAGUUUGUAUAUUUAGGAAUGUAUUUUUGAGAAAGAAAAUUUAAAUGAACUAAAAGCAGUGUCCAGUUGCUGCUCUUAAAAUAAAAUGGUUUAGAUUUUUUCUUUUUUUUGUACAGCUCUGCCUUCUAGAGGUUUCAUGCAAUAAGUAAGUCAUGUUUUGGGGACGGUCACCCUAAAAGGACGCCCCGCAGACAUCACAGCACAGCUGACCUUUCCUACCUAACGUAUUUUGUACAAUAUUUUAAAACGCACAGCCAGUGUGUCGCGGAUUCUGGGGUGUGCCUGUGAGUCUUCACCAGCUGUGACGUGUUUUUACGCGGCCGCCUGAGGUGGAGCUGGCCACGGGCCUGCCCACGCCGUCUCAGAUGCCCAGUGAAGCCACUGACGUGAGUGAGGGAGGGCUUUUCAUUUUAUCUCCAUCAAUAAAGUGGCCUUUCUGAACGAA